Phragmites australis (common reed) is the source of this 1172-nucleotide messenger RNA. Its product is annotated as transcription factor ILR3-like. Gene Ontology annotation, molecular function: DNA-binding transcription factor activity; protein dimerization activity. The record is from RefSeq and is a predicted model, not a curated record. NCBI's taxonomy places the organism in Eukaryota, Viridiplantae, Streptophyta, Magnoliopsida, Poales, Poaceae. Gene Ontology annotation, biological process: regulation of DNA-templated transcription; intracellular iron ion homeostasis. The transcript has 5 exons. The coding region runs from base 102 to 836 and encodes 244 amino acids.
CGCACGCACGACCCCCUUCCUCAUCUCCAUCGGCGACCAAAAGAUCCGGGCCGGCAAUUGGAAAAAAGAACGGACGGACACCAAAGGUCUCGGCGGCGGCGAUGUCUCUCCCACCGACGGGCGGCGGCGGCGGCGGCGGCGACGACUGGUUCCUCGACUGCGGCAUCCUCGACGACCUCCCCGCUGCAGCUUGCGGGGCCUUCCCGUGGGACGCAUCCCCGUCCUCAUCCAACCCCAGUGUGGAAGUGGGCAGCUUUGUGAACACCAAUGAUAUGUUCAAGGAGCCUGGCAGUAAUAAACGUUUAGGGUCAGGAUCCAGCGGUAGGCCAACAUCGAAAGCUUGCAGGGAAAAACUGAGAAGGGACAAGCUAAAUGACAGGUUUCUUGAACUGGGGACUACUUUGGAACCAGGGAAGCCCGUAAAAGCUGACAAAGUCGCUAUCCUAAGUGAUGCUACUCGCAUGGUUAUUCAGCUUCGUACAGAAACUCAACAGUUGAAGGAUACUAAUGAUAGUCUUGAAGAAAAAAUUAAAGAACUAAAGACAGAGAAGGAUGAGCUUCGUGAAGAGAAGCAGAAGCUGAAAGUAGAGAAGGAGAGCUUAGAGCACCAGAUGAAGCUUAUGACUGCAACUCCAGCCUACAUGCCUCAUCCCACUCUGAUGCCGGCCCCCUUCCCUCAGGCGCCGCUAGCACCCUUCCAUGCACAGGGGCAAGCUGCGGGGCAGAAGCUGAUGAUGCCCAUUGUCGGUUACCCGGGAUAUCCGAUGUGGCAGUUCAUGCCGCCUUCUGAAGUCGACACCUCGAAGGACAGCGAAGCAUGCCCACCUGUUGCAUAAUCGCUUCGAUUGGUCGCACUCACACCGUGUAAAUUCAUCGCAACCGAAGUCCCUAGCUGUUCGAUCCAUCGAUUGGGCGUAACUAUUGUUCUUAUGUGGUAGUUCGUGGAUGACUGAGUAAGCUGACGUUUGUGGCGCCCUAUAGAGGCCACUACCUUCGAUGGCUGUACCAUUUUUUGUGGAGAAAAGAAGAAUGUUCGUUCUUGUUCUCCAUAACAACAAUGUCAAAUUCUGUGUCGUAUAUCGUGAACAGCCUCCAGUGUUCAGUCAUUUUUUUUGUGAUCCAAGUUAAUCAUCUGGCAUGAAUCUUUAUAACAGAGACAUUAUGUUUUACAA